CGCGGCACUCCGGCUUAACCAAACGCAAACAGAGGGUGGAGGAGAGCGACGCUGCCUGAAAACUCCCGUUACCGGCGGCGGCGGGAGGCCCGGGGCCGAGGCUGGGUUUCCCUCAGGGGCAUGAGACAUGGCCAGAAGGGCUCUCAAGCUCGCUUCAUGGACCAGCAUGGCCCUUGCUGCCUCUGGCUUCUACCUCUACAGUAACAAGUACCUGGACCCUAAUGACUUUGGCGCUGUGAGGGUUGGCAGAGCAGUUGCUACGACAGCUGUCAUCAGUUACGACUAUCUCACCUCCUUGAGGAGUGUCCCCUAUGGUUCAGAGGAGUACUUACAGCUUCAGUCCGAGGUGCACCUCCGUUCUGCCAGGCGUCUCUGUGAACUCUGCUGUGCCAACCGAGGCACCUUCAUCAAGGUGGGCCAGCACCUGGCGGCCCUGGAGUACCUGCUGCCCCAGGAGUACACCAGCACGCUGAAGGUGCUGCACAGCCAGGCCCCGCAGAGCAGCAUGCAAGAGGUCCGCCAGGUCAUCCGCGAGGACCUGGGCAAAGAGGUACAUGAUUUGUUCGUGAGCUUUGACGAAACCCCUCUGGGGGCUGCCUCCCUGGCCCAGGUCCAUAAGGCGGUGCUGCAUGACGGGCGGACGGUGGCUGUGAAGGUCCAGCACCCAAAGGUACAGGUGCAGAGCUCGAAGGACAUUCUCCUGAUGGAGAUGCUCCUUCUGGCUGUCAAGCAGCUGUUUCCAGAGUUUGAGUUCAUGUGGCUGGUGGAUGAAGCCAAGAAAAACCUGCCUUUGGAGCUGGAUUUCCUCAACGAAGGGAGGAAUGCAGAGAAAGUGGCGCAAAUGCUCAAGCAAUUUGACUUCUUAAAGGUCCCCCAAAUCUACUGGGAGCUGUCCACCAAGAGGGUCCUUCUGAUGGAGUUUGUGGAUGGCGGGCAGGUCAACGACCGAGACUAUAUGGAGAGGAACGAGAUUGACGUGAAUGAGAUCUCUCGCCACCUGGGCAAGAUGUACAGCGAGAUGAUCUUUGUCAACGGUUUCGUGCACUGUGACCCCCACCCGGGCAAUGUGCUGGUGCGGAAGCGGCCAGACACAGGAAAGGCAGAGAUUAUCCUGUUGGACCAUGGGCUCUACCAGGUGCUCACGGAAGAGUUCCGCCUGGAUUACUGCCACCUCUGGCAGUCGCUGAUCUGGACUGACAUGAAGAGAGUGAAGAAGUACAGCCAGCGCCUGGGAGCUGGCGAUCUCUACCCCUUGUUUGCCUGCAUGCUGACUGCCCGCUCGUGGAACUCGGUCAACAGGGGCAUCAGCCAAGCUCCAGUCACUGCCACUGAGGACUUGGAGAUCCGCAACAAUGCGGCCAACUACCUCCCCCAGAUCAGCCAGCUCCUCAGCCACGUGCCACGCCAGAUGCUGCUGAUCUUCAAGACCAAUGACCUGCUGCGUGGCAUUGAGGCCGCCCUGGGCACCCGCGCCAGCGCCAGCUCCUUCCUCAACAUGUCACGUUGCUGCAUCAGAGCUCUGGCCACGCACAACAGGAAGACCGCCUGUUCGUUCUUCAGAAGGACCCAGAUCUCUUUCAGCGAGGCCUUCAGCUUAUGGCAGAUCGACCUUCAUGAACUCAUUCUGCGUGUGAAGGCGUUAAGGCUGACCCGCUGGGUCUUGGCCCUGCUUUGCUGGCUGUUGCCUGCUCCCUACUGAGUGGGCUUUCUGUCCCCUUCCCUUUUUCGGCAGACUCUACGGUGGGCAAGGGUCUUUUCACUCAUUCUUUAGGCAUGUCUCUACCCGUUGCCCUGUUUCUGCCACAUGGUGGCCUGGAGCCCAUGGUCACCGCCCAGGGCACCCUCAUACUCCACCUCUGGAAUUCCUGUCCCUCCCUGUAGCCCCUGUCUGGGGGCCCACAUGCUGAACCAUGCUGUAGGUCCCUGUCCUUAUCGAGCAAGGUGGCACACAGUCCACUUUCCCACUCCCGGUGUGUGCCGUUGGGCUAGAUGUCCCCCCACUUCUGUCAGCCCCUCCUGCGUCAGAAGGGACCGUGAGUCCCACCGAGGGCACAUUUUACUUGCAGGAAGUUUGAUUUUGUUGGAGGGGGCGUGGUCUCUGAGCUCGCUGGAGAACAGGUUCCCCCCUCCUUCCCCUGGCACCCCUCAGAGGUGUCGCCCCUUGGUGAGUCUGUGCAGCAGCUGCGCGUUCACUGCUGUCGUGGGGAGCCCUUUGGUAUCUUUUGUGCUGUGUCCAGUAAGACCCCUCAGGGUUGCAGGGCAGGUCUCGGUCGGUGGGCCUUUUUUUCUAGGUUGGGAGUGAAUCCACUAGGGCCAUUGGGUAGGAGCGGCCCCGAUCACCGUGUGCCAUUGUGUUCUGCUUGGCUUCUUGCCUCUGUGUUUCUCCUGCCUGCCGCUGUGGGGCCACUUCCAGCUUCUGGUAGGUGUCUCUCAUCUUCCAAGCCUUAGACCUUGGUUGCAGUUGUUCGGAAGCCCAAGGGCAGGAACCCAGGGGCGCAGCUGAAACCUCAGACCUUGGUUCCCCUGGGUUCUCACCUAAUUCCCUGUGACCUGGCGCCUGCCUUGUUCUACUAAUUGCUUCCUGACUUAGCCCUUUGGUUCACCAUUCGACGUCCCCGGUGCUGGAGACUGUAGACUGAACCUCACUUACCAUGGCCAGGGUUCCUCUCUGAAACCUGCUUGUCACCUGUCCAGACUCUACGCUUCACCAUAUUGCCUGCUGCAGGCCUGCCCCUCCCAGCACGAUCUUUGGCGCCCGCUUCUGGGACGCCCCAACCUCCUGCUUUAUCUCCUGUGCAUCUCCAGGGGCUGCUGGGCGGAAGUCCCUUGGCUUCCGUUAAUCCUUCCUUUGUUAACCUGUAGGAAGUUUGAGUUUGUCGGAGGGGAGCAUGGUCUCUGGGUUUGCUGGAGAACAGGUCCCCUGUCCUUGCCCGGUCACUCCCCAGAGCUGUCACACCUCAUAUUUGGCAUGUCCUAGCUCUCACUGAGCACGCUUGCUCACAGACAGUAAUUGUACUUCAGUCUCUCUGAUCUUACUUCACCCCAUUCACAGGGCAGAAAACCCCUGAAUUUGAGUCUGAUUUUCUGUUCUCAUUAAUCCUAGUACAACAAGCAGAUUUUCCGCUAACAAGAAACGAUUCGUAAUUCCUUUAUUUCCUGAAAGAAUUAAUUGUUCUUAGUGACCAGCUGGAUGUACCUAGGAACCCGAGAAAUAAUUUGCAAGAUCUAUUAUUAAUCAUGAGGACACAUACUGUAUGUUAUAUUUUAUGGUGUCUUUUGUAGUCACUGAAGUAAAUAUAAAUGUCCUUUUCUUCAAGGUAAUGGUUACUUGCUUUUCACUUUC
Molecule: messenger RNA, 3343 nt
Organism: Pteronotus mesoamericanus
Lineage: Eukaryota; Metazoa; Chordata; Mammalia; Chiroptera; Mormoopidae
Gene: ADCK1
Product: aarF domain containing kinase 1
Exons: 11
Coding region: 128-1699 (523 amino acids)
Source: RefSeq, a predicted model, not a curated record